AGAUUGUAAGUGAGAGGGGGAGAGAGAGAGAUGAUUGGGAAAUAGAGAUGGUGGGUUGGUGCUGAUGAAUGCCAUUCAAACCAGAAAUAAUCGAAAAGAACGGUCUAAUAGGAGCCAGAUAGAUUCUGUUGAUGGGGAUGGAUAAAAGGCAGAGAACCUCCCUGCAGCAAACAAAUGUUAUAAAUAGGCCAUUUCAGCUCCUCAUAAGCCACCGUGACCGUGUCAUAGCAUUCCCUCAUCGAUACAUAUCACCCGGUCGAUAUAAGAUAUCACCAUAUACAAUCCGCUAGGAAGACAAGGAGAGUCCACCAAGCAAUCGAGAAAGAUGCCAAGGGACAGGGACAGGGAGCCGCUUGUCGUGGGGAGGGUGAUCGGGGAUGUGUUGGACCCCUUCACUAAGUCCAUUUCUAUGAGGGUUACCUUCGGUAACCGGGAGGUCGCCAAUGGUUGCGAGCUCAAGCCCUCCCAAGUCGUCAACCAGCCUCGGGUUGACGUUGGUGGCAACGAUCUCCGCACUUUCUAUACCCUGGUUAUGGUAGACCCCGAUGCACCGAGCCCAAGCGAUCCCAAUCUACGGGAAUACCUGCAUUGGUUGGUAACUGAUAUUCCCGCGACAACAGGGGUAAACUUUGAUGGAAUUGCAGGGCAAGAAGUGGUGUGUUACGAAAGCCCAAGGCCAACGAUGGGGAUCCAUCGAUUCGUGUUCGUACUGUUCCGUCAGCUGGGAAGGCAGACUGUUUACGCGCCGGGGUGGCGCCAGAACUUCAAUACCCGGGACUUCGCCGAGCUGUACAACCUCGGAUUGCCCGUCGCCGCCGUUUACUUCAACUGCCAGCGGGAGAGCGGCUCUGGCGGACCGAGGAGACAAUGACAAAUUAGACAAUAUUUACUGUGUCACUUUCGCUGAUCUUAAUCAUCAAAUCAAAUAAUAAACAGAAACUAUUAUUAUAAUCGACACCACCAAAAGUCAUAUGUAUCACACAUAUAUAUAUAUAUAUAUAUGAACAGGAUGGACUUUGGUCGUUA
Molecule: messenger RNA, 1026 nt
Organism: Punica granatum (pomegranate)
Lineage: Eukaryota; Viridiplantae; Streptophyta; Magnoliopsida; Myrtales; Lythraceae
Source: RefSeq, a predicted model, not a curated record